Messenger RNA from Vairimorpha ceranae, 1929 nucleotides. Its product is annotated as man1-src1p-c-terminal domain-containing protein. The transcript has a single exon. The record is from RefSeq and is a predicted model, not a curated record. NCBI's taxonomy places the organism in Eukaryota, Fungi, Microsporidia, Nosematidae. Gene Ontology annotation, cellular component: nuclear inner membrane. Gene Ontology annotation, molecular function: chromatin binding. Bases 1 to 1929 code for a protein of 642 amino acids.
AUGAAAGAAAAAGAUUUAUCGUCUGACGCCUACCUGGAUCCUAAUUUUGACUAUAAAAAACUGACAAAAACGGAACUGAAAAAGAUUUUGUUUGAAAAUAAUGUCAAUGUUCGAUCUAAUGCCCUAAAGCAAGAACUUCUAAAUUAUUAUAAAUUAUAUAUUUACGAUAAACUUGAAGAUCUUAAAGAGAAAAAAAUGAAGGAAAUAAAAAAAAUGAGUAAUAUUUACCAAAGUGGAAGUUCUAUUGUAGAUAUAAAUUUUAAUGAUCAGUCUACUACAGAAAAAGUGGUUAGAAGGAAUAGUUUAUCGGGUCGAAGUAUUACUGGUAAAAAUAGUUAUAUAGAGGAAAAUGAACCCAUUUCGUUAAAUGAAAAGUUAGAACGAAUAAAAAAUACACCUUCUAGGAACAAUUCAUUUAUUAAUAAAGAACAAACAGAAAAAAAGGAAAAUGAAGAAACUAUAAGAUCUGAACAACCUUUUUUUAGUAAUGUGGAUAAAAAAUAUUCACCAUUAAAAUCGAGUGGUGUCAAAUCUGCAAAAAAUGAAAAAAAAUCUGAUGAAAUUUCUCCUGAUACUAAAAAAAUUGUAGAAAAAUCUUCUGAUACUAAAAAAAUUGUAGAAAAGUCUCCUGGUACUAAAAAAAUUGUAGAAGAGUCUCUUGAUACAAAAAAAAUUGUAGAAAAGUCUCCUGAUAUAAAAAAAUUCGUAGAAAAGUCUCCUGAUACUAAAAAAAUUUUAGAAGAGUCUACUCCAAAAAAUAUAAAUUAUUCUUCCGAAAAUGCAUCAUUUCGACAAGUAAUAUCAUCUAGCCGUAAUAAUAUUUCUAAAGCAGAUAAUAUUUCUAAAAUCAAUUUAGAAAAGGAUAAAAUAAAGACCAAUUUGCCUUCAAAAAGUAAAAAUGAAAAAACCAUUAACGACAUAACAAAGAAUUUAUCUUUUAGCAGAGCCAUAAAUAAAGAUACAUCUUUUGUUUCAAAUAAAGAACAGUUAAAAAAGCUCAUUGAGGAAGAUAUGAAAAAACAUCCAGAAAGAAAAUUGUCUGAUAGUAGUUCAUUUGUAAACUCUUCAUUUACAAAUUAUACAGGAACAUCAUUUCCCAGUGAAGUUUCACUAACAGUCCCUGAUAUAAAAAAGUCAAAGUACAAAAGAAUCUUAAUUUUUUUAUGUGCCUUGAUUUUGGCUUUAUUUUUACUUGCAAAAAAUCUUCCUUAUGAAGACGGAAAAUGUUUUUUUUGUGUUAGGGUUCCAGAACACGGAAAUAUUGUUAAUAAGAAGUUGGUCUGUGAUAAAGGUUAUGUUGUUAAAUGGUCGAUUUUCGGUAUUUAUUGUGCAAAAGACAAUUAUAAAAAAAGAUUAUUUUUGGAAAUUUUAAAUUUACUAGCUUUUAGAAAAGGAGAUUACAUUUACGGAAGAGUUAAAAAUCCUUCAAUUAAUAUUAAAGAUCUUACAGAAAAUGAAUCAAUAAUUAGAGAAAUAAAAAAUCACCCUUUACUGAUAUGUGAGGGAGACCAGGUCUCAUCUAAAAAUUACAAAGUCUCUGUACGAACAUUCUUACAUUUCUAUGCUAAAAGAACUAUUUCAAUCUGUUUACCAAUCACUUUAUGUUUGUGUUUAAUUAAAUAUCUUUUAUAUAAACGAAGAAAAAGACGGGAGGUAGAACUAUUAUCUAAGAAAGUUACAAAAGAUGUUUUAAAUGUACUUUUAAGGCAAUUAAUUAUUUCAACAAGUAAUACAAGAUUUCCUGAAUAUGUUUUUAUAGACCAGCUAAAGGAUGUAUUUGGUGAAGAUUCUGCAGUUUGGCAAAAUGUUAUAAAAAAUGUAUCAAAAAAUGCAAAUGUAUCAACAUUAAAAAUGAAAGAUAAAGAUGCAUGGCAAUGGAUUGGUCCGAUUGUAAGAAGAAAAGAAAGCAUUGAAGCCAUGAAAUUGUAG